AUAAUAAUUCAGCAUUUACUAUUGCACCCGUCAUUGUUGAUCCAUCUGGCUGCAUACCUACGAACAAUUUACACCGCCUCAUAUGCUAUCAACCUUUUUUUCCUGCGUAUUUACUCCAUCGCCUUGCAGCAACCACCGGAUACGGCUGUACAGGAAUCAGAAUAAACUCAGAAUCCUCUAAGUUUUGAACCGAUUUGCACCAACGCCCGCCUAUCCAAACUGGCGAAUAGACGAGUACCUGCAUCACGAUUAUCGCCAAAAUGGGGUCAGCACCGCCGCUUCCCACGCGGUUUCCGUGCUGGUGCAGAGCUGUUUAUUCUUGGGGGGGAGAGUCGCAACACGAUCUGGGCUUCAUCGAGGGAGAUUUAAUAGAAUGCUUGAAUGCGGGAGAUGGAUCGUGGUGGACGGGCAGGUUACGGCGCAACAAGACCGUUGGUGUCUUCCCAUCAAACUUUGUCGAGGUAUUGCCAGACAAUUUUCGACCUAUCACCAGAUCAGCAAGUCCGUUGACUUCGAAUACCCCGAGUCCCACAAACGCGCCUCAUAAAUCGAAGUCGCGAAUUUUCCGCAAGCCAUUCGAGGCUUAUGCGAAAGCACCUCACUAUACCACAGCAAAACAACCUGAAAUAAUACGGGACGUAUCCAACACACCACCGAAACAUAGUUCUAGACAGAACUCGGCUAGUUCAUUUAGGAGCGCAGCACAACAUGGCGUUGACCGUGGUCCAUCACCAUUCGAGAUGCAGGGCCAGGGCUCGAGGGGACCAUCACCUGCACCCCCAGCGCACACUUACAAACCUAGAGCUGCGUCUCCCGCGCCUUCGAUGAAGCCAUACAACAACUCUAAUAGAACCCCUUCCCCUAUUCCGCCACAAAACUAUAAUUAUCAACGAGGACCAUCACCGGUCCCAUCUCCUAUGCACAAUUACGGCUCAAGGGCACCAUCACCAGCCCCGUCAUUUAGUUUUAAGCCGUACCGGCCCGGAGCGGAGCGCGACUCUCCUCCACCACCAGCCCCCCCUCCACAUCGUCACGUCGCCAGGGGAAAUUCGAACGCGUCACGUGCAUCUUACGACAGUCGACUCCCACAAGAAGGAUAUCAUACGCCGCGGGGUCCUUCCCCAGCACCCCACUCCCCAGGUGGAGAUGGAUUUACCCCCUCGCCAUUGCGCGAAGCUAUGGAUGGCGUAAUCGAGCAGUUAGACGCGUUAGGUAUGAAGCGCGGGAGCGACUCUCCGGAACCACAACUGGGUCCGUGGUCGCCGGAAUCAUUCGACCUAGUCCAUCAUCGGUCGAAAAAGAAGGGACAAGGCAGACCGUUGACUGCCAUGGGAUUGCCAUUUCAAGAUUCGGGUUAUGGAUCGUUUGACGGUGAUUCAUCACAGCAUAGCGCGCUCCAACCUGGGUUCCAACCACAAGAACAACCACUCCCGCAGCUGAACAAUUAUGUGGAAAGAAUGGAAAGUCGUCUUCGAAGGAUGCACCACAAAAGCUCGAGCGCGGAGGCAACUCAUAGUCAUAGUCGUAUGGAGGACCCAGCCUCGCCGCCACCGCCGCCACCACCUAAGAAUCCACUGUAUAGCAGGCCCAAGUCCUCACUGGCUGACCGGGCUUUUGGCGAACGUAAGUUCUUGCGCAGACAAAAGUCGAAUUAUGACGUCGGACAGUUGGAUAGAACAAGCACUACUAAGACGACUUCUACCAAUGCGUCUUCCGGUACCCGAAGCACUGCCACAACCAACACCAACAGGAGUAUAAUGAGUGGCACCUCGGCAGGCGGAAUCAGUGCUACUAGCGCUGGUAGCCUGGCUAGGAAACACCAACGAGCGCGGAGUGCCCUCGGUUUCCGAGAUGUCGAUGACGAUUGGGAUGCGAACAGGCCGACUACGCCCUUUACGGGGGUAUCUUACCACCCCAGCCAUUCCACUUCGGCUAUGCGGCCUCCGUCUCAGGGCGGCUUCCACGAGGACGGAAUUGCCGCUGUGGGAGGUCUCGUGCAGCCCGGGGCGGUGAAGCCGAAGAAGCAGAAUUUUAUUAAGAGAAUUCUAGAAGCGACGAAGACUGGCGUGGCAAGCGGUCGCAGUAGUAUUGCGACCGGCGCCGGUUCCGGGCAGGCUGCGUCAAACAGGCGAUCGAUGCAUCAUGGGGCCACGGCUAUUACAGGAGGAGUUAGUGCCCCGAACCUGUUACGAGACCCGGCCACCGACAUGGGACUUGGGAACGGCGUGGAUUGGGUCCAGGUACGACGGGAUGUGAACCGUUCGAACACGCUGUCCAAAAAUGAACAAAGUGAGCGACGCGACCGUUGUCUGAUGCUGGAUUAUCCGGCAAUAGAUCCCGUCGAUGAAUUCUACGACAGCGUGGAAGGGGACGAAAGCGCCAACGGUGACCCAGUCCGCGAUCCGAUCAACUAUCAAGCUAUCAACCUGAGUCAAGUGGACAAGAACUCACGGUUCCUAACCAGUCUACCGACCAUGACGACUGCGGUUACUCUCGCGACAACCUAUGUUUGUAGACCGUACCGAAGCGAUGUCCAGCGCCUCCGAGCCAUCUUUACUUGGGUUGCGGAGAAGAUCAACUGGGACGAAGACUUUGAAGGGGAAGUGGAUACGAGGCGAGUAAUCCAGUCAAAGCGAGCGUGCGCCGAAGAAUAUGCCGUUCUAGUUCACGAGAUGUGUGCCGCGAUCGGCAUCCACUCGGAGGUGAUCCGCGGUUACCUCAAGACGCCCGGAGAAGUUCCCGAAACCGGCAUCAUGCCUCGGUCGAACCACUGGUGGAACGCGAUCAUCAUCGACAGCGAGUGGCGCAUGAUGGACUGCUGCCUCGCCAGCCCCUCGAACCCGCGCCGCGCCCUCUACUCGAGCACCAACAGCGCGAGCGCCGAGUACUGGUGGUUCCUCACGCGGCCCAGCGAGCUCUGCUGGACGCACAUCUCGGAGCACCACAGCCAGCAGCACAUCUGCCCGCCCGUGGCGCACGAGACGCUGCUCAACCUGCCCGGCGCGUGCCCGCCCUUCUUCAAGCAGGAGAUCCAGAUGGUCGACUUCAACACGUCGCUGACGCGCAUCGAGGACCUCGAGAUGGUGCACAUCAAGUUCAACGUCCCCGCAGACAUCGAGGUCGCCGCCGAGGUCGAGGUGCGCGGGUUCACGCGCGACGCCGACGGCGACUUCUUCGAGAACGGCGAGGUUGUCAAGAAGCGCGCGCUCGCGCAGGCUGACUGGUACGGCGGCACCAAGCGGUACACCGUGAAAGCGCUGCUGCCCGGCGACGAGGGCAGCGGCAUACUGAAAGUAUAUGCCGGCAAGCGCGGCCUCAUGCACAGCAUCAAGGAUAUCCCGCACCCGCUCGCCUUCGCGCUGCCGAUCAUCCACACGGGCGAGAACCCCCCCUACGAGUUCGUCACGCGCCACCCCACCCCACACGCCCAGCGCCACGACAUCUACGUCGCGCAGCCGCAGUGCCAGCGCCUCGCGCUCAACAACACCUUCGUCUUCGCCAUCCGCCAGCACCCAUCCAGUCCAGCGGGCGGCAAUAGCAGUAUCAGCAACGCAGGAGGAGGCGGGUCGAGCCCCGUGCCGUCGAUGCGCCCCGGCAGCGCUAUGAGCAUGACGAGCAGCAGCGCCGCGGCGUCCAACCCGAGCUCCGCCACCGGCAGCAUCGCGGGGAAGAAGCCCGCGAAGCUCGCGAUCCAGACGCCCGGCGGCAAGAUCCUGAGGCUCAUGCGCAAGGAAGACCGCGGCGGCAACGGACGCUCCGGCAUCGGUGUUGGGGUCGGCAGUCGCAGCAAUGCGAGCGGCGACGAGGAGGCGAGCGACGGAGGCACGUGGGAGACGAUCAUCAAGUGCUCUGAGCGCGGCGUCUGGCGCGGACUGGUGCUCGCGGACCGCACGGCCAGGUGGUGCGUUUUUGCGGAGUGGAUCUGCAUCUGAACGUGGCCUGGCCUGGUCCGUUCGGUAUAUAUAUAAUAUCCCCAAAAGCCUGCAUUGUUUAUUGCAACGUUCAAUGAUAUCAGUACGACACAAUAUACCCCCCCCCACACACAUACACACACGUAUUACGCAAAGAAAGGCCCGUGGCACGUGGUUUACGACCGUGCUUACCUACGUACGUACUUACGACUUUAUUUCUAAUGGAGAUGAUCGACGC
Hypoxylon fragiforme is the source of this 4149-nucleotide messenger RNA. RefSeq lists its product as uncharacterized. The record is from RefSeq and is a predicted model, not a curated record. Gene Ontology annotation, molecular function: protein binding. Bases 261 to 3932 code for a protein of 1223 amino acids. Lineage: Eukaryota; Fungi; Ascomycota; Sordariomycetes; Xylariales; Hypoxylaceae. The transcript is spliced from 2 exons.